This is a messenger RNA of Rodentolepis nana, 585 nucleotides long. Lineage: Eukaryota; Metazoa; Platyhelminthes; Cestoda; Cyclophyllidea; Hymenolepididae. The record is from the annotation of a GenBank genome assembly.
AUGGCUUCCGACGCUAUUCGCAGGAAACUUGUUGUGGUUGGUGAUGGUGCUUGCGGCAAAACAUGCUUGUUGAUUGUUUUCAGUAAAUCUACAUUCCCAGAAGUGUAUGUUCCAACUGUGUUCGAAAACUAUGUUGCUGAUAUUGUAUAUAACGAUGUCAAUGUGGAGCUAGCUCUAUGGGAUACGGCAGGCCAAGAAGACUACGACCGACUCAGACCGCUUUCUUACCCCGAAACAAGUGUUGUCUUGAUGUGCUUCUCAAUUGACAGCCCUGAUAGCUUUGAGAAUAUUUCCGAAAAGUGGUUAGCUGAAGUAAAACACUUUUGCCCAAAUACACCUAUAAUUCUUGUUGGAAAUAAGAUGGAUUUGCGUGAUGACCCAGCUACUAUUAAAGAACUGGCAAAGUUCAACCAGGAACCGGUUAAAGCGCAACAGGGCAUGGAGAAAGCUGACAAGAUUGGAGCAUUUAAAUAUGUUGAAUGUUCAGCAAAAACAGGUGAAAAUGUCCGAAAAGUCUUCGAAUUAGCCGCCGAGGCCGCUUUGUCUUCUCAUAAACCUAAGAAGAGGAGGUGUAAUUUGAUAUAG